AUCUCCCCCACGUGUCAUGAAUCUCCUGAAAAAUGGAUCCCAUCUGAAACUCAAAACACAAACAAUGGUCCUCCUCCUCCCUCUCCUACUACUUUGCUUCCGCAAUUGAAUCUCUUCAAUCCAUCUUCUUUAUUACAUUCCCCUUCAAUCCCCCUUUUCCCUCUUUCGUCCCCCUCUUACUUGCUUCACCCACCCACUUUUGGCCCCAAUUUCAACAAAAUGCAAGACUACACAUCCACUUUGUUCAAAAUUAUGUUUUGUGGAUUGAGAAUCAAGUGGUGUAAGUUAAACACAAUGGCUUGGUUCUAAUUUCUAAUUUGCUAAAUGAAGUAACUGUUUGGGUUAACGAUUUUUUGUUAAAAAGUUUUACAUUGCAUACCAAGUGUUUGAUGAAAUGAUUGAUUGAGAAAGAGAUUGGUGAAAUGGGUCCUGGGACUGAUGUGUGGCCUCAAUGUAGCUCCUUGGAUAAUGGGUGUUUGAAGGAAUGUGUGGAAGAGGAUGAUGAGCCUGAGGAUUCGGAUAAUGUGAGUCAACCCAAGGCGGCUAAGCCGCCCAGGAAUUACCAGCCUAUGCGCCAUUGUAUUAGCCAGGCGAUGCUGGCUGGCGCCUCCGAUUCGAGACCAACAAAUGAAGGCAGUGGCGUGAAACCACCAAAUAACGAGAGAUGUGCGUAUGUGCCCAUUUUUCGGUCCGGAAGUUGUUCGGAAAUGGGUCCAAAACCGUAUAUGGAGGACGAAUAUAUUUGUGUAGACGAUCUUCGAGAACAUUUAGAUGCGCAACGAGAUUACCCUUUUCUUGGAGCUUUUUAUGGGGUGUUUGAUGGGCAUGGUGGCAUUGAUGCCGCAUCGUUUACUAAACGAAACAUUCUCGAGUUCAUUCUUGAGGACUCUAGUUUUCCAAAGGGGGUGAAGAAAGCCGUAAAAAAUGCUUUUGCUAAAGUUGAUCAUGCACUAGCGGACACUAGAUCUCUCGAUAAUUCUUCUGGAACUACAGCAUUGACUGCCCUCAUAUUAGGAAGGAAUAUGUUGAUUGCAAAUGCUGGAGAUUCGAGAGCUGUGCUAGGCAAACGAGGAAGAGCGAUCGAGCUUUCAACGGACCACAAACCAAGCUGCACAUCCGAGAAAAUGAGAAUCGAAAAGCUUGGAGGUGUGAUUUACGACGGGUAUCUCAACGGUCAACUGUCGGUAGCACGUGCACUUGGAGACUGGCACAUGAAGGGCCCGAAAGGUUCAGAUGGCCCCUUGAGUGCCGAGCCAGAGCUGGAAGAGGUAACGUUAUGUGAAGAAGACGAGUUUUUAAUAAUCGGGUGUGACGGUCUAUGGGACGUGAUGAGCAGCCAAUACGCGGUGACAAUAGUAAGAAAGGGACUUAUGAUGCAUAACGAUCCGGAAAAGUGCUCUAGACAACUUGUUAUGGAGGCUUCAAAGCGGAAUAGUUGCGAUAAUCUCACUGUCGUUGUCAUCUGUUUCUCAUCCGACCCACCACCGAAGAUUGAAAUACCGAGAAUGAACAGACGCAGGAGCAUAUCCGCUGAAGGACUCGAUGUUCUAAAGGGUGUUUUGGGUGAUGCUUGAAAAUCAGUUCAUGUUUUGGUCAUUAUAACAAAAAUGCCCACACUUUUUUAACUUCCAAAUUUUGUUGAGUUUCUAUCUCAAGUUUGUACAAAACCACUAGUUUCAUUUUUUUUAUACAUUUACAAUUCAUUUUUGUCUU
Molecule: messenger RNA, 1713 nt
Organism: Helianthus annuus (common sunflower)
Lineage: Eukaryota; Viridiplantae; Streptophyta; Magnoliopsida; Asterales; Asteraceae
Product: probable protein phosphatase 2C 47
Exons: 4
Coding region: 423-1574 (383 amino acids)
Biological process (GO): protein dephosphorylation
Molecular function (GO): protein serine/threonine phosphatase activity; cation binding
Source: RefSeq, a predicted model, not a curated record